AUGCCCGACCCAGGUCGUGGACAGGGGUUCAACGGAACCAGGAGCGACGAGAGCUGCCCCAGCUCCUGGACUGGAGCAGCCGCGGAGCUGAAGGAGCUGAGCUCGGACACCCGGACCCAGAGACUGGGCGGCUCCACCAAUCAGAGUGCGGUGGGGCGCGAGGACCCGCCAAUCCGAUUGCGGCAGAAAGAAACACAGGUGGAGAGUGGUUCCAAGAAGGAAUGCCGAAUUUCGAUGGAAAGUCUGGAAACAUUGCUGGAAGAGACCGCGGCAUCUCAAUGGGGGCCCGGCGCGGGGAAGCGGAGAGUGAGGUCGGUGCGGCUGUUUGCUGAGGGACGCCCCGACGUCCGGAGGCAGACGGGCCGACGGGAGUUUUGUUCCCUGGCUCCGUCUGCAGGAUCUCGGGGUUCCCGAAGCGGCCUCCGGAAUGCGGAGCCCCCACCGUCUUUCCUGGCGACCCCGUCUGCCGGGAUGCUGCGGCGGAAAUGCCCCUACCCCUUGGCUGUGGUGGAGACACAGAAGGAACCAGGCCUGGAAAGGGCAGGGGAGCUUCUAGAGGAGCCCCCAAGGGUGAUGCGGCUUUCAUUGGACCCUAGAGCCUACUCUGCACGGUGUCCCACUCAACCUGACCAUAGCAGCCAGGGACUUGGGGUGGCCAUGGCCACAUCCCCAGAAGGGAGCAACCUGGGUACUGCCCCGCAGCCCAACAUCACACGUCCUGCCUGUCACCUCCUGCCCCCCGAGGUCUGCAGUCUCCUGAACCCAGCAGCCAUCUAUGCCAACAACGAGAUCAGCCUGCGUGAUGUCGAAGUCUAUGGCUUCGACUACGACUACACACUGGCCCAGUACGCAGAUGCGCUGCACCCUGAGAUCUUCAGUGCCGCCCGCGACAUCCUGAUUGAGCACUACAAGUACCCAGAGGGGAUCCGGAAAUAUGACUACGACCCUAGCUUUGCCAUCCGAGGCCUCCACUAUGACAUUCAGAAGAGCCUUCUGAUGAAGAUUGAUGCCUUCCAUUAUGUGCAGCUGGGGACGGCCUACAGGGGCCUCCAGCCUGUGCCUGAUGAGGAGGUGAUAGACCUAUAUGGGGGCACCCAGCACAUCCCACUGUACCAGAUGAGUGGCUUCUACGGCAAGGGUCCCUCCAUCAAGCAGUUCAUGGACAUCUUCUCACUGCCGGAAAUGGCACUGCUGUCCUGCGUGGUGGACCACUUCCUGAGUCACGGCCUGGAGUUUGACCAGGCACACCUCUACAAGGAUGUGACAGAUGCCAUUCGAGAUGUGCACGUGAAGGGCCUCAUGUACCAGUGGAUCGAACAGGAUAUGGAGAAGUACAUCCUGAGAGGGGACGAGACCUUCGCCGUCUUGAGCCGCCUGGUGGCCCAUGGGAAGCAGCUCUUCCUCAUCACCAACAGUCCUUUCAGCUUCGUGGACAAGGGGAUGCGGCACAUGGUGGGUCCUGACUGGCGCCAGCUCUUUGAUGUGGUCAUCGUCCAGGCAGACAAACCCAGCUUCUUUACUGACCGGCGCAAGUAUGGGCCUAGCAGGGGUGAUGAGGUGGGAUCCCUGGGGUGGGUUCCCGUGGUGCGCUGUGCUCAGCGGUGCCCCCCCACCUCUCCCCAGGGAAACCUGUAUGACUUCCUCCGCCUGACGGAGUGGCGUGGACCCCGUGUGCUCUACUUCGGAGACCAUCUGUACAGUGAUCUGGCGGACCUCAUGCUACGGCACGGCUGGCGAACCGGUGCCAUCAUCCCCGAGCUAGAGCGUGAGAUCCGCAUCAUCAACACGGAGCAGUACAUGCACUCGCUGACGUGGCAGCAGGCGCUCACGGGGCUGCUGGAGCGCAUGCAGACAUACCAGGACGCCGAGUCGCAGCAGGUGCUGGCUGCCUGGAUGAAGGAGCGGCAGGAGCUGAGGUGCAUCACCAAGGCCCUGUUCAACGCUCAGUUUGGGAGCAUCUUCCGCACCUUCCACAACCCCACGUACUUCUCACGACGCCUCGUGCGCUUCUCUGACCUCUACAUGGCCUCCCUCAGCUGUCUACUCAACUACCGGGUAGACUUCACCUUCUACCCACGCCGCACACCCCUGCAGCAUGAGGCACCGCUCUGGAUGGACCAGCUCUGCACCGGCUGCAUGAAGACACCCUUCCUUGGCGACAUGGCCCACAUCCGCUGA
Puma concolor (puma) is the source of this 2178-nucleotide messenger RNA. The record is from RefSeq and is a predicted model, not a curated record. Lineage: Eukaryota; Metazoa; Chordata; Mammalia; Carnivora; Felidae.